GGGGUGGGGGCUGGGGCGGGGUCUUCCUGGCUCAGUUUCUUUCUCUUGGUCGGCGUCCUCAGGCUCUCCCCCCGGCCCCCAUCUUCUGCUGAGGGGCUCAAGCCCCAGCCUUUUCCCCUUGGCCCCCACGCCUGGGUCGGAGAGGUGCUGCUGGGUCACCGGUCAGCUCCUGCAGCAGGGACCUCAGUGGGGGAGGGAAGGCCCCGGGGGCAGUGGCCUGUCCUGGGGGUCCACGCGCUGGGCAGGGGCUGCGGCCCACGGAGCAGCCCGCUCACUGGCCUCCCGCCCCGCAGACCACUUCCACAUGCAGUCCGAGUCUCUGAUCGGCCCCCUGAUGCAGAGCAUCUCGCACCAGCACUGGAAGGUCCGAGUGGCCGUCAUCGAGGCCACGGGCACCGUCAUCCAGUUUGGCAACGCGAAGUCGGUGGACGACGUGCUCCCUCACUUUGCUCAGCGGCUGUUCGAUGACGUCCCGCAGGUCCGGCAGGCGGUGACCCGCGUGGUGGGCGGCUGGCUGCUGGCGCUGCGGGACCGGUACUCCUUCUUCCACAAGCUCAUCCCCCUGCUGCUCAGCAGCCUCGACGACGAGAUGCCGCACAUCGUGCAGGAGGCCGCCAGCCUCUGGGAGGAGGCCGGGCUGCAGUGGCAGAAGGAGAACGAGGAGGACCUCAAGGACAAGCUGGACUUCGCCUCCCCCCCACCUGCCCAUCACCCCUCGCCAGAGACGCGCCCAGGGCUGGGCUGUCGGGAGCUCGUCUUCAGGAACCUCUCCAAGAUCCUCCCCGCCAUCUGCCACGACGUCACGGACUGGGUGGCGGGGACCAGGGUGAAGGCCGCGCGGCUGCUGGCGGUGCUGCUGCUGCACGCGGAGGACCACGCCACCCAGCACCUGGAGGUCCUGCUGCGGGCCCUGCUGCUGGCCUGCGCCGACGAGGAGGGCGCCGUGGUCAGCAGCUGUACCAGGUCCGCAGAGCUGGUCGGGACGUUCGUCAGCCCAGAAGUAUUUCUGAAGCUGCUCUGGCCGAUGCUGAAGAAGUCGCCCUCCGCCUCCGGCCUCCUGGUCCUCGCCGCAGUCAUCCGGGGCUGCCCGAGGGAAGCCCUGCGGCCGCACCUGAAGGCCAUCACCACGGAGCUGGCCGGGGCACACAUCCGUCAAGGCUCGGAGAACCUGCGCUACGGGGAGAACCUGCUGCAGUGCGUGCAGGCGGUGGUGUCCACGUGUGGAGAGGACUGCCGGGGGUGCGGCCUGCAGCUCAUGCAAGUGCUGGUGACCGUGAUGGCGCUCCCGGGGGCCCCGGGCCUCGGCAGCCAGGUUCAGGAGACAGAGGACGCGCUGGCCGCGGUGGAGAGCAGUGGCGACGGCCAGGACCUCUACCGCCAGCACGUGGGCCCCCUCCUGGAGUGGCUGGGCGGCUCCCAGCGGGGCUGGACGGCGCACUCCCCGGAGCUCCUGCAGUUCAGCGUGCUGGUCGCCCACGCAGGCCCUGCCCUCGGAGAAGCGCUGCCCACCCUGGUCCCCGUCCUCCGGAGCUGCCUGCAGCCUGACAGAGACCCCCAGAUGCGCCUGAGGCUCCUCUCCGUCCUGUCCCGGGCGCUGCUGAGCGCAAAGGAGACCGUGGACUCCCAAGGGCAGCUGCACCGCUACCUCGACACCGUGGUCACGGACAUCCUGGUCCCCAACCUGCAGUGGCGCGCGGGGAGGACGGCCGCCGCCAUCCGCACGGCCGCCGUGUCCUGCCUCUGGGCCCUCAUCAGCAGCGAGGUCCUGUCGGCCACACAGCAGGUGGAGGACGUGCGGGAGACGCUGCUGCCCCCGGUCCUGACCGCCCUGGAAGAAGAUUCCCAGAUGACCCGACUGACCUCCUGCCGAAUCGUUAGCGCGUUUUUAAAAUCCUCUGGUGGUGCGAGUGAGCCAGAUAAAUUCAUCAAGAUUUAUCCUGAACUCCUGAAGCGGCUGGACGAUGUUUCCACUGAAGUGAGGCUGGCAGCCGCCUCUGCCCUGGCCGUCUGGCUGGAGUGUGUCAGAAAUGACGGUGCCGAGGCCUGUUACCAGCGUGACGUCCAGCACCUGUACAAGGAGCUGCUGGUGUACCUGGACGACCCGGACAGCGCCGUGCAGGACGCCGUCUUGGAGGUGCUCCAGGCGGGCAGCGCCCUGUUCCCCGACCUCCUGGUACGAGAGACUGAGGCCGUGGUGCACAAGCACCGCUCCCCCACCCGCUGCGAGCGGCUGCUGCAGCACGUGCAGGCCCGGCCACCCGCCCUGUGACGGCUCCGGGCAGGGCCGUGGGUGCCACCGCCGCAGGUGGGCACCAGCACCAGCCCUCGUCCCCGCUGGCUGGGGUCAGCGGCCUGCACCCCACAGCAGGGCGCCUUUUUGUCCACAGCCUAGGACACGAACAAGAAGACUCUGACAGCAAGAAUGUAUUUUCCUAAGGAAAACCGCAGUGUUGUGGGACAAUGUUUCAAACCCGGCAAUUUCUGAAAUAAGGUUCUCUGAGUGGCUCUGUAUUUUUAUGUCCUGUUUAUAGUUCAUUGAAAGGUCAGCCAAAAGCCUACAGCUCAUUGGACAUUAAAUGUCCACUGCACACUGCAGGCAGGCCCGCGCUCGCUGGCCCUCUCUACGCUCCCUGCGCUGCUGGCUGAUUCCUGCUCCAUCUGCUUCAGUGCCACCGAGGACGGUCCUGACCAUUCAAAAAGCCAAAGGGAUUUAAAGUUUUCAUUCUUUCUUUGGCUUCUGUCUGUUGACAUUUCAGUGAACAGACUUAAAGGAAUUUGAAAUCUUAAGAACUGUUAGUGAAAUUUUUCCCAUUUAAAAUAUACUGGAACUUAAAACGUUUUAUGGACCAAUUCAGUCAGAAUCUUUUCUUAGGUCAGUGAUGCUAACAGUGUUGAAAACGGGAGAUUUAACCAGAUUCUCGUUGCUCUCAGUGGCAGGAAAGUACAUUUUGCUUUGUUCUCCAGCACUUUCUACACCCAAGUGCCUCAAAGAUUUCAUUUAAAGUGGUUAUUAUUUCCAUAAGCCAAAUGCUAUGUUUUCUAACAAUCAAAUGUUAACGUUUAUGCUUUGGUGUUUGACUUAAUUAAAAAUAUUUAUUAUAA
Molecule: messenger RNA, 3102 nt
Organism: Myotis lucifugus (little brown bat)
Lineage: Eukaryota; Metazoa; Chordata; Mammalia; Chiroptera; Vespertilionidae
Gene: DNAAF5
Product: dynein axonemal assembly factor 5
Exons: 12
Coding region: 305-2269 (654 amino acids)
Biological process (GO): cilium movement; outer dynein arm assembly; inner dynein arm assembly
Cellular component (GO): cytoplasm
Molecular function (GO): dynein intermediate chain binding
Source: RefSeq, a predicted model, not a curated record